CGGCGGCGCGUCGGGGACCGGGAGCGACUGGUGGUGGCGGCAGGACAAUGCCGGACCCAGCCAUGGCGGUGUAAAGGAUUAUGUGAUGGAGUGGAUCAGAUCGGAGAUCAAGAAGGAGCGCCCCAAAAAUGAUUGGAUUGCAGGGGCAGCUGCAACCAACCCGGGGACAGAGAGGAAGAAGCAAAAGCGCAGAGCACGCGAGUGGUGGCGCGAGGAGUACACCGAUGAGCUUGCAAAGAAGCAGAAACGCAGGGCGCUUGCCAAAUCGAGGAGCCAGCAGGCCGGGCUGCAAUGGUGGGAGCGUGAUAUCGAUGAUGACUUGGACGGCAAGGGGCGGUCCAAGUGGAGUGUGGUGAAGAGCUGGAGCCGAAGAAGCAGCAGCAGCGCUAGCAAUGGCAAUGGCACUGGCAAUGUCAAUGGGAGCAUCAACUGGUGGGUCAAUGGCGCGAGAAGCAGCCGUGAUUGGGCAAGUGGGGACUUCGUGCCCAAGAGCGGAGGCGCGGUGAGCAGCACGCCGAGCAUGCGUGGCACCGUGUGCUAUGUCGCUCCGGAGUACGGUGGCGGCGGUCCUUUGUCCGAGAGAUGUGACAUCUAUAGCUAUGGUGUCCUGCUACUGGUUCUUAUCUCUGGCCGCCGGCCAUUGCAAGUGUCGGCCUCACCCAUGUCGGAGUUCGAGAAGGCGAGCCUCAUAUCGUGGGCAAAGCACCUCGCGCGCGUGAGUCGCCUUAUCGAUCUCAUCGACCCGGCCUUGAAAGAUGUUAACCAGGAGGAGGCACUGCUCUGCAUCACCGUCGCGCUCCUCUGCAUACAGAGGGCCCCUGCUCGCCGGCCAUCAAGCGAAGAGUUGCUCCGGUUGCUCUCCGGCGAGGGAGAGCCGCCUCACCUCCCGCUAGAGUUCUCGCCGUCCCCACCCGGUGGGUUCCAUUACAAAUCCCGGAAGAAAGUUCGGUGAGUUUGUUUUAGGUUCUUGCUUAGAUGCAAAGGGUUCUGUUAACCACCUAACCUUGUGCCCUGAGAUAUGUUUAUCGUUCCGUCCGGUACACGUUCUAGUCUACGCCUUUGUCACUUGCUAAUAAUUAUGUAUAAAGCUCUCCGUGGAGGAAAGAAAAAGGUGAUGGCAAAUCUUAAAUUGACAUUUGACAAGAA
Messenger RNA from Triticum urartu, 1146 nucleotides. Its product is annotated as receptor-like serine/threonine-protein kinase At2g45590. Gene Ontology annotation, biological process: protein phosphorylation. The record is from RefSeq and is a predicted model, not a curated record. Gene Ontology annotation, molecular function: protein kinase activity; ATP binding. Lineage: Eukaryota; Viridiplantae; Streptophyta; Magnoliopsida; Poales; Poaceae.